GGUAUUUCAAAGUUUAGAAGCUUUUACUUCACUUUGGUCAAUAGAUAUGAUUCUGCUCAACUGUGGUUGCAAUCAUCUGCAACGUGAUGGUGAAUAAAAUGCAUCUUGCAUCUAAGCAGAUGGCUACGUACUGGAAAUGAGCAUGUGUGCAACUUUCUAAACGGUUAUAAAAUCUUUGAAAAAGUAUGAAUUAAAAGUAAACAAAAAGAAGAACCUUCGUGGCUUCCUGGAAAACUCAAACCACACAACUAGCACUUUUUUUUUUCUUCUGCGUUGGUGUUUCCCUUUUAAGACGGAGGACGGCCUUUCUGGGGCUCAUUCUCUCGUCUGCAGGCAUCAAAGCAACGCCAAACGCCGACAUGCUGUGCAACUUUAGUGGACCCGUGCUGAUCAGAGUGCUCCCUCCGCUGCUGGUCACAGAGUUCUUUCUUGGUCUCGCUGGAAACGGCUUGGCUCUCUUCAUCUUCUGCUUCCACCUGAGGCCCUGGAAAAGCAGCACGGUGCUGCUCUUCAACCUGGCAGUGACUGACUUCAUGCUCAUCAUGGCUCUGCCCCUCAGGGCCAGCUACUACCUGUCGGGGAUCAGCUGGAUGUUCGGCGAGAUGAUCUGCAAAGUCUGCCUCUUUAUGCUGGCCAUGAACCGCAGCGGGAGCACCUUCUUCCUGAUGGCCAUCGCUGUGGACAGGUACAUGCGCGUGGUGCAUCCCCACCACCCCAUCAACUCGUUGAGCGUGGGCAAGGCCAUGUUGGGCGCUCUGGCGCUGUGGCUGGUCCCCAUUGCAAUGACCGCCCACGUCUUCUCUCUGCAACACGUCAACACGACCUACUGCGAAAGCUUCAUGGUGGACACGACCUCCAGAGGAAACCUGUCCUGGCACAAGUUCACAUUUCUCGUCUCUUUCUACAUGCCUCUGCUGGUGAUCCUCUACUGCACCUUCCACAUCAUCAGCCACCUGAGGAGGAGACAGCUGACUAACCAGACCAAGUUCAAGAAGGCUCUGUACUUCAUCGUGGUGGUGGCGGUCCUCUUCAUCGUCUGCUUCCUCCCCAGCAACAUCACGCUGCUGACCAUGUGGAUCAAGAUGGUGCCAGGGUUCGUCUGCGACGACAUGGAGCAGCUCACCAUCGUGUUCUACAUCACCGUCAGUUUGACUUAUCUCAACAGCACGCUGGACCCCGUGGUCUACUACUUCUCCAGCCCGGCCUUCAAGAAGAUCUGCAGGAGAACGCUGCACCUGCCCCAGACAGAGACUUGCGAGAGCACGGAAAAGAGAACGCGCGAGACGGGGUCCCAGUCGCACAGCCAGCUGUGAUCUGCAGACUCAAGAGUUAACAUCUGGUCAAAGAGCAUCAAGAUUGAGCAAGAUGAUGCCGUUUUUACUUCCCUUGUAGCUGUGGAAAAUGUGUUAUCUGUACUUUUCUUGCACAAGMCUGCCUCAGUAUGACCAUGAAUGCAUUUUUUAUACAAUUUCUUUUGUUGUGCAUUUUAUGUGAAAGUUUUGCACUUUUUGUUCACCUUGUUUUAAUGAUUUUUUUUUUCCCUCUCAUGACUUUAUAUGGAAACAAAUG
Messenger RNA from Poecilia reticulata (guppy), 1569 nucleotides. RefSeq names its product hydroxycarboxylic acid receptor 2-like. The record is from RefSeq and is a predicted model, not a curated record. Gene Ontology annotation, biological process: G protein-coupled receptor signaling pathway. Gene Ontology annotation, cellular component: plasma membrane. Gene Ontology annotation, molecular function: G protein-coupled receptor activity. Lineage: Eukaryota; Metazoa; Chordata; Actinopteri; Cyprinodontiformes; Poeciliidae.